CUGGACCCCUUUCCCCCCACAGCCUGAAGCACAGGAUGUCUGUCUGCCCUCUGUGUUUCCCCACCCACAGUGUCACCUCAGCAGGGGUGGGGUGGAUGCUGUGACAGGAAGAGUGUGAGUGGGGGCUGGGUGACCCCGGCAUUCAGGGCCAGUCUGGGGCCUGAUGGUUCAGGAUGGGGUCUUCUGGCUGGGUGUUCAUCCUGCUGCAGCUCUGGGGCCUGCAGGAAGCUAUGAGCCUGAGUGUGCAGCAGUGGCCCCCAUUGGUGAGGGUGACACAAGGCGAGGAGAUACUGCUGUCCUGUGGGGUGAAGCAGACUCAGGCCUGGGAGAGGCUGCGUGUGGAGUGGGUCCGGGACAAUGUGGUUUUUUGCCACCUGUUCAUCUCCAAUGGCAGCCUCAACCCUGGGGGCUGUGGGUCUCGGGAACAGCUGUCCUGGUGGCCGCCCACAAACCUCAGCCUGCGACUGGGUCACGUAAGCCUCAAUGACAGCGGGGACUAUGUGUGCCGGGCCACUCUGGAGAUCCCCAAGUUGCAGGAGGCCGAGGGCAAUGGGACCAAGGUCCUGGUAGAGGAAGGUGGCCUCCAGCUGAAGGAGACCUCCCGCCCUUCAGGGCUCCUGUUGAUGCUUCUGGUGGCUGGGUGUGUGGUGGCAGCCUUGGUGGUGCUGGGUGCUGUCUUGUGGGGUCUCAGCAGGUGUCGACGGGAGAGCACCUGCCCAGGUGAGUCUCACGGGCGUCUUGGUACAUGGUGCUACCGCCCCCGUGUGGCAGAGAUGGGAACUGUGUCUUCCUGCCAAGGGAGAUGGGGGAGCGGUGUCACCUUUGAUUUAUGUCAAGUGCCCCCAGGAAAUUCUUUCUAUAGCAAUGUCCUCUACCGGCCCCGGGAGACUCCACACAGGCCUCAGGCCCGGUCUAAGGAGGACACAGCCAGGGACCACAGAGUCCAAGCUAUCUAUUCCACCACCUUCCCCAAGCCUGCCCCACGCCAUCAACUUCCGGUCUCCAAACACAGCCCCAGGCCCAGCCACCCCCAUUGUGCAUCUUCUAGAAGCAAGCCCUAGGAGGUAAGGGCAAGCCACAAGCUGAGAUGGAUCCUCGAAGUCAAAAGAGGCAUUGGAGACCCAAAGUGGACCUGGACAAAAGCUAUGUGAGGGCGGCACUGUUUCUGUAAAGGGAGAGGGCAUCCAACAGCUACAGGCUGAGAUCGAUGACAUGAUCCAGGGACUGUCAAUAAAGGCUCCUUUUAGUACUGUGCCUGGA
Phodopus roborovskii (desert hamster) is the source of this 1260-nucleotide messenger RNA. RefSeq names its product transmembrane and immunoglobulin domain containing 2 (gene Tmigd2). Bases 174 to 1061 code for a protein of 295 amino acids. The record is from RefSeq and is a predicted model, not a curated record. Gene Ontology annotation, cellular component: external side of plasma membrane; B cell receptor complex. Lineage: Eukaryota; Metazoa; Chordata; Mammalia; Rodentia; Cricetidae. The transcript is spliced from 5 exons. Gene Ontology annotation, biological process: B cell receptor signaling pathway; B cell differentiation.